Messenger RNA from Coregonus clupeaformis (lake whitefish), 5519 nucleotides. It is a transcript of the gene fgd4a, whose product is annotated as FYVE, RhoGEF and PH domain containing 4a. Gene Ontology annotation, biological process: filopodium assembly; cytoskeleton organization. The record is from RefSeq and is a predicted model, not a curated record. Gene Ontology annotation, cellular component: cytoplasm. Lineage: Eukaryota; Metazoa; Chordata; Actinopteri; Salmoniformes; Salmonidae. The transcript is spliced from 17 exons. The coding region runs from base 533 to 3142 and encodes 869 amino acids. Gene Ontology annotation, molecular function: guanyl-nucleotide exchange factor activity; metal ion binding.
GAAUUUGGUAAAGACUUUAAUUAGGUUAAUGUGGAAGGUGUGUGUGCAUCGUUUUAUGUGAGUUUGUUUUAGUGUAUGACUUAAGGUAUGAUUUGUUUUAUUUGUGUCUCACUGCUGUAAUCCUUUCUAUAUUUGAUUAGAAUCAAGAUCGGACCAAUUUAAUCCUGAUCAUAUUGGAUUGUACCCUGGGUUCAUCUCUAUAUUAUACGACCCUCCAUGUAGGCUAGUAGGCCUAAAGUGGUAUCUCAGUCAAGGUGUUACUGAAGUUGAUUAGUUAUUAUUAUAAAGGACUUUGGGCUGCUAUAUGUUCAUCAACCCUCUCUCAUUUCAUUCUAAUUCAGCACAUUAUAUUACAUUUUAUUGAAUUACACAUCCUUUCAGAGCCAAUUCACCCUUGGUUCCCCUUAUCACUGCGAUGAUAGUGCUAUGGGGAAGUGUGCUUGUAUGUGUUUGCACAUGUGUGUUUGUGCACUAUGCACUCGGUCAGUGUUUUAUGUCCCUCUAGUUGUUUUGAGAGAGAGAGAGAAGGGGGAUGGAGGGAAGGAGAGUGGGAAGGAAGGAGUCUUCCCCUCGUUUCUCCGCUGAGCUGAGUCACUUAGCUCUGAGCUGCAGUGCCUGCCUGCCUGGGAGGAUUGCGUGUUUCUGCCAAACUUUCCCUACUACUCCUUUGGGAGGUUUGAGCUGCCUUGUCUGUCCUGUAAGGAUUUCCUACUGCUCUGUAGAAGAGGCUUUGGCUCUAAGCAGCAGCCCCCGCAGUGCAAGAGUCAGUCGGACAGGUCUGUGUAGGAAGAGUCCCAGUGAGAAGAGCAGAGGGGGUGUCAAUGGAAGAGGUUCGGACAGCAGGCCCUCACUGCAGCCCAAACCACAAGUGCCUCCGAAGCCAGCCCACCUCCAGAGCCCGGUGACGAAGUCCGCUGCCCCCCCGCUGGGGUGUGUGGAGAGAGCACUCCUCAGAGCCACCAUGGAGGAGGGUAGAGGGGCGAUGAUGGUGAAGAGCCGGGAGAAACCCUCCAAAGUCUUGGACCUCAUCAACCACUUCGAGGAGAACAGCCAGUCAGAAACCACGAAGGAGGGCUCACCACUCAACCAGCUCAGCAAGUCACCCCUCUGCAGUCCGGCUCACCGGGGCUACCAGAGCCAGUCAGAAUCCAAGCAGCAGGACAAUAACUCGGUGGAUUCAGGCUCCGUCCCGGGAACGCCACGGGAUGCCCACGAACAGGCGGCUAACGGGGUGCUAGCCCAAAUGGACAGAGCCAGGGACAGGGAGAGUCAGUCCCCCCUGAGAAAAGACACUGCCCUGGUGAAUGGGGACAUGGGAGAAGGGAGCACAGAGCAGAGUGGACAUCACUCCCCUCCUCCACACACAAAGACCCAUACUGGGGAGGACAGUGGACCUACAGGAGAAGACCCCCAACAUGAACAAAGGAAGGAGGAGGACAUUGAGGAGCAGAACGUACCGGAGACCAAUGAACAGAAGCUGUACAAGAUCGCUAAUGAGCUCCUGAAGACAGAGAGGGCCUACGUCACACGGCUCAAGCUGCUGGACCAGGUGUUCUGUGCCAAGCUGAUGGAAGAAGCUCUGAAGGGCACGUUCCCCGUGGACGUGGUGAAGAACAUCUUCUCCAACAUCUCCUCCAUCAACACCUUUCACAACCAGUUCCUCCUGCCUGACCUGGAGAAACGCAUGGGAGAAUGGGAGUCUACCCCUCGCUUGGGGGACAUCCUGCAGAAUCUCACGCCCUUCCUGAAGAUGUAUGCUGAGUAUGUGAAGAACUUUGACAAGGCCAUGGAGCUGCUGAAACAGUGGACAGACCGCUCGCCACAGUUCAAAGCCAUCAUCCAGGACAUACAGAGUCAGGAGGCAUGUGGCAGUCUGACGCUCCAACACCACAUGUUGGAGCCUGUACAGAGAGUUCCCCGCUACGAGAUGCUGCUCAAAGACUACCUGAAGAAACUGCCUCAGGACGACCCCGACCGCCGAGAUGCAGAGAAGUCAUUGGACAUCAUUGCCAUGGCAGCCACACACUCCAACAGUGCCAUUCGAAAAUCUGAGAAUCUGAAGAAGCUGCUGGAGAUCUAUGAGAUGCUGGGGGAGGAGGAGGACAUCGUCAACGCCGCCAAUGAGUUCAUCAAGGAGGGACACAUCCUGAAGCUGGCUGCCAGGAACACCUCAGCUAUGGAGAGAUACCUCUUCCUGUUCAACAACAUGCUGUUGUACUGCGUGCCCAAAUUCAGCCUGGGAGGGCCCAAGUACACAGUGCGCACCCGCAUCGGCAUCGAGGGCAUGAAGGUGCUGGAGACCAUCAACGAGGACUACCCUCACACCUUCCAGGUGUCUGGCAAGGAGAGGACUCUGGAGCUGCAAGCCAGCUCUGAACAAGACAAGGACAAUUGGAUAAAGGCUUUCCAGGAAACCAUUGAGAUCUUCCAUCAGAAGAACGAGACGUUCAAGUCAGCCUCCAAAGACGUGGAGGAAGUGUCAACGGCAGAGCUGGGGAAACGUGCCCCUCGCUGGAUUCGGGACAACGAGGUGACAAUGUGUAUGAAGUGUAAAGAGCCCUUCAAUGCGUUGACACGACGGAGACACCACUGUCGAGCCUGCGGAUAUGUUGUGUGUUGGAAGUGCUCAGACAAUAAAGUGGCCCUGGAGUACGACAGCAACAAGAUCAACAAGGUGUGUAAGGACUGCUACUCCAUCCUGACUGGAGAGGAGAAGGCAGAGGGCAAGAAGAAGGGCAUUCUGGAGAUUGAGGCGGCCCAGUUCUCCGGCAGCAGCAUCAUGUGUGGUUUCCUGCAGCACUGUGAGAAGAACAAGCCCUGGGGGAAGGUGUGGUGUGUCAUCCCAGAGAAGGAGGCAUUGGUGCUCUACCUCUAUGGAGCUCCACAGGAUGUGAAGGCCCAGUCUACUAUCCCUCUGCUGGGCUACUCUGUGGAGGACAGCCCCCGGCCUGCCGACCCUCCAGCCAGCUUCCGUCUGUCCCAGUCAAAGUCUGUCCACAGCUUCGUGGCCGAGGGCGAAGAGCUGAAACAGCGCUGGCUCAAGGUGAUCCGGGUGGCUGUGACUGGGGAGGUGCCCGAGUCCCAGACGCCCAACGAUGCCAACGCCACGGACGCCCAAGAGACAAGCUCAGACAGUACCUAAUUGUGUGGUGUGGCAUUUAACAGCUGAGGGCCGCCAGAGACGUAUGUGCAUUUAUGCACACACACACACUCCAAUGCUACCUUCAUGGACACACACAAGAACAAUGUGCAAACUCAGUGCUGGAUAAGCUGCCUUUCCUUGCCAAUCCCCACCUCUCCUCCCAAGAGUGGAUUCUACCAAUCUUAAGCAAGGGUUUGGCUUGGCUCUACCACUAGAGCUGUGCUGGAAUGGGAAGAACACAAUCCAGUCCAAUCAUCACUUGAGCGGAGCAGGAGGGAGAAGACCUCAGGACGGUCUCUACCUCCCCCAGAAAGACAGGCACUGUUCAGGGCAACCUGCCUGGGGUAUCUUGCACCCUGAGGACCCCAAGGUCCUUAGCCCAAAGAUAGUAAAUAAGAUAGUUUACUCAGGCCGUUUAAAGUUUUCUGUCUGUGUAAGUGGGCAUUUCCUCUCUCGCAUGAGCAUGCUUUUCCCUGCGUGAGCUCACGGUUCCUCCAUAAUAUCUGGCAUGCUCACGCGAGAGAUGGAACAGCUGGCUCUGGUCUACUUAUUGUCCCCUCCCGCUCGCCCCAUCCCGACCAGAAUAAAUGAGCCAGUGAGAUGUCUCGCCCUGGGGCACCCCCUCCACGAAGCAGGGACAAUAAGUAGACCAGAGUGGCCCCACCCCGAUCACAAAAAAUGAGGGAGUGGUGUCUUGCUUUCGCUACUGUCUCUGCUCAGCCCUCACUGGGGAUGCCUGCAGGCCCAACAGACCUCCUCCAGCUUCAUAGACGUGGGUCUGCUGAUGUGAAUCAAGAGGGACUGAUUAGAACUACACUGUCUACUAUGAAUUAGCCCUGUGCACCUGUAUAUAGUGUUACUCCAUUUUCCAUGACAGGAAAAAUGUCAUUUUUAUGUACAGAGAACCAAUGCUCUCCAUAUGUUUUGAUAUCAGAGAUGUUGACCCUGUAAAAUGCGUACUUCAAAGUUUGAGCAGUGUUUAUGAUUGAAAAACCUAACAUACAGGGUCCUUUCCUAGGAUAGUAUCAUUGGGAAAGUUAUCAGUCCUCACUUUUCCAAUGAUGUAGUUACACAUCACAGUAGCCAAGAGCCAUGUUCUACUGGCAAGAAUAUAAUCCAUCUAACAGAGUUCCUCUAGUACCUGGGUCAAAGUCCCAGAAAGACUUAAGCUAUUAGUCAGAAUAGCAAUCGAGAGGAUCACUCUAUACUUUUCAAUUGUCGUAACCCCAUAAACUAACGGAAAUUAUGCAGAAGUACUCACACAUCCAGAAAGAACAGGCUUCAAUCCAAACAUGCUGAGGGAUAGCCUUUCCAGCCAGGCAAUGCAUUAUGGAUACUCUGCUGCACUUGUCCCAAGCUGGAUCAACCUUCGUCACCUUGGAAUCUAGGAGAAUCCACAACCUCCUCCAAGUCAGUGACCUCUAAAGCAACCACAUCCUGAUCAGAGUAAUGUGUAGAAAAGUGUCAAACUUUACUACUGCUGUGAUUGACAAUGUAUGUCUGUGACUAGAGCCGUUCUACUCUAAUCCUGUAGGCCUAUAGUAUGAAUGAAGACACACACACACACUGCCAUAGGGCAGCAUUGAGGAUGAUGAGAAUGAAUGGUUGUACAGCUUUAAUUACCUAGCCCCACAGCCCCCUUGUAGACAUGUAUAGAUUGAUCUUAUCUGAAUAUAUGAUAUACAUACAGUGCAUUUAUAUACAGUGGGGUUUUCUUUGUAGCUGACCAAUAGGGAUGAUGUAGACUACUAAGGACCCAGAUCCUGUGUCUUACAUGGGGACAUCAUCCCACAAAGCGGCACAAUCAGAGGUAAACACGAUGACCAGUUGGGGAAAGAAAUGUAAAUGGUUAUUUUUUUAAUACUGUAAUUAAUUGUAUUAUUUAAAAAGUAAUUCAUAGAAUAUGCGCAUGAUGAUUUAAGAAAAGUAGCACAAAAAAAGUUAUCCCUCAAAUUGCCAUGUGUUCUGUCUCAUUCAGCCGAGCUAUGUCAACUAACAGAUUCACUAAGGUAUUGUCCCUCAAUGAAUACCGUAGUUGUCCCUCAUUCUCAAGUUGAGUGACUAAUCUAUCCUAUGACUGCAGAAUUCAUUGUGUUGAAUUGAAUAGGGUAAUGUGCCUAUAACCUGUGUUCAUACAUGUUCUACUGUUCCUCUCCCCUAUUCAAUGCACCUCUCCAAUAUACAUUCUCUCAGUACUCAUACAUACAAUGCAGAAGAGCACAACAAUCCUGUCUUAAGAUCUGAAUGUAAAAUCUGAUUUUGUACGUAUGUUCACUCUCCCAAUCCCACUCCUCCCUUCCCAAGGUUUGAGAAUCUACGCACUUUACCAUCUUAUAUAAAGUGUAGCUUGUAAGAAAUAAAGCAAGAUUAAAUAUUA